Molecule: messenger RNA, 2417 nt
Organism: Oncorhynchus tshawytscha (Chinook salmon)
Lineage: Eukaryota; Metazoa; Chordata; Actinopteri; Salmoniformes; Salmonidae
Exons: 6
Coding region: 1627-2322 (231 amino acids)
Cellular component (GO): plasma membrane
Source: RefSeq, a predicted model, not a curated record
GUCAAUCAGUGUUGCUUCCUAAGUGGACAGUUUGAUUUCACAGAAGUGUGAUUGACUUGGAGUUACAUUGUUGUUUAAGUGUUCCCUUUAUUUUUUUGAGCAGUGUAUUUAUUCAACUGUGAAAAUGGAAUUGAUUUAAUAAAUGCGUUUCAGUAAAUCUGAUUCCUCAUUGUUUUAUUUACACAAGUACUGAGAUCUGUGUACAAGGGUCAGUACUGAUGACAUCAGAUAGUUAUUGUGAUGUCAUAUGUACUUGUGUUUUCCCUUAUAUCAACAUCACACAUUUUACCCCAUGGAUGUCUAGAAACACACUUCAUCAAAAAUGCAAGUACUGGUACAUCUUAGACAUUUGGAUUAUUUUAACUACGCUGAUAAAAAAAUAUUAACGCAACAGGUUUCCUUAUAUGAACUGUAGCUCAUUAAAAUCUUAAAUUGUUGCGUUUUAUAUAUUUCAGUAUAAUGACAGGAAUUCUCAUUGAUGCAUCUGUCACCUUCGCUAAAGGAUUUUUAUGUGUUUCUUGGUUGAAAAACAAAACAGCAGUGAGUUUCUGCUGACCUUUGACCUCGGAGAGCAAACGAGAUCAGGUAUGGGCUGGCACACCAUGGCUAGGUUUCAUUCUAGAAAACUGAUCCCUCUGUCCUUGUUAUAUGGCAGAAACUAGGUGGAGCAAAUGUAUGUAAAGGGGAAACAAUUAGAGAAUAGAAGGGGAUAAAAUAAAAUGUAGCGCUUGUGUUAUGGAUGGGGUUGGGUCUAGUCAUGUGACAAACAAAACAACAUCCAAUUUAAACUUGAGUGGGUGUGCAAGCAGGUUAGCAGGAAAUAGCUAGGCUUUAACAGCAGUAGCGCUCUGUUGAUGGUUUCUCACAGAUCUUUCACUUUGGAACCUUUCAGAUUUGUGUCUACUUCUUUCUACUCCACUUAGAAACACAAUCAUCAGCCUACACUCAGACCAGUCAGAGUCAAAUAAAAAUGGACAAAGACAGUUAUAAACUAAUGCCGCGUUCGUGCUAUAAGAAUUAUCCGAAGCUCCAAGUUCCCUGUGGGAAAUUUCGCUUGAUAGACACACCAAAUCGUAAUUACAAGUGGGAAACUUGUGUUUGCCAAGUUGUGACUUUUCACUCACUGACCUUUUACCUUUUCAACCAAAAGAUGACAAUAAAUCAGUUUAUUACAAUACAUAUUGAUCUUAUCAAUAUGUAUAAUGUAGCUAAUUUGACAAUAUGUCAAUGUUAAACAAGCUAGCUAAUAACUGGGAACUCAGAAAGAAAUGUGGUCAAAUCAUGACAUCAGUGAUCUUCAGGUCAGAAAGUCGGAACUCUAGUUUCCGUUUUAGAAUUCCGUGUUGGAUGACCUUUCAAAACGAUUUAUCCUAAUCGGAUAUCGUUUUCCCCCUAGUUCCCAGUUGCCUUGAACACGCUAUAGCCGGAGAUUUACCAGUUCCUAGUUGUUUUGAACGCGGCAUUACAGAGACCCACCAACCAAUCGAAUAAGAGAAAGGAGGCCUAAUCAGCCGGUCUAAUAAAGAGUGAAAUGUAAAUUAGCCAAUGAGAGUUAGACUGAGCAGCUGGAUAUAAUUUAGACUAGCCAAUCACAAUAAUGCCAUAGAGUGGAAUCUGAAGUGGAAUAUGCCGGAACAUUGGCAGUGCAUCCUGGACCAGCAUGUGAGAGAAAUGGACAAAGAGAGUGAGAAGUGGGCCAGAAUUCUGUGGGACUACCUUUGUCUGCCCCAUUCUCUGGAAAAGAGUGAUGUCAUAAUAGGCCUGGGUUGCCAUGAUGUGCGUGUGGCGGAGAGGUCAGCUGCUCUCUUCCUGGAAGGGUGGGCUCCUUGGCUGCUCUUCACUGGUUACCAAGGCAACCAGACUGCAGGUGUGUGGUCGAGGCCAGAGGCUGACGUGUUCCUGGAUGUGGCUCUGAGGAUGGGAGUGCCCAGGGUGAACAUACUGCUGGAGACAGAGGCCACCAACACUGGAGACAACAUCUGCUUCUCAUACAGGCUCCUCAAGGAGAGAAACAUCCCAGCCAACAGGGUGAUCCUGGUCCAGCAGCCCUUUAUGGAGCGCAGGGUCUCUGCAACAUUCCUGCGCCAGUGGCCUGACCAAGGGGAACACACGCAUGCCAUCGUUACCUCCCCCCAGAUGGGCAUCUCUGCCUACCCCCAUCCCACUGUGGGCACUGCCACAGACCUCAUCACAUACAUGCUAGGUGUUCUAGAGAGGAUCCGUGACUACCCACAGAAAGGUUUCCAGGUGGAGCAGGAGAUCACACCCAGUGCUCUCUCUGCCUACCACUGGUUCCUGCAGGCUGGCUACAUUCCCAAGUGAAUACACAACACACACACACUUGUGCUUAAGUUUCGCUAUGGACAUGUUGAUGCUGCUGAUGGUUGGGAAUUUAACAUUAAAUUACAGUAAAUUCA